GCGACUUCCCAUCCCAUGCUGUACACCCUUGAUCCACCCAAAGCGGGUCCCUGCAUGCUUGGAAAUGAAUAAAUUCCGGUAGCGGGUACACCCGCUCUGCAAAAUCCGAGAACGAACUGAUGGGAAAUCCCGUCUUCUUCCUCCUGUCGUUCCUGUUAUGUUUCUAUCCACCAUUGUCAGCUGCAGCAGAGCAGCAACAGCAGUAUGUAUCCGCAGUUGGUGACCCUGGAAUGCGAAGAGAUGGUCUCGGUGUUGCCUUCGAAGCCUGGAACUUCUGCAACGAGGUGGGGAAAGAGGCCCCAAACAUGGGCAGUCCCAGAGCCGCAGAUUGCUUUGAUAUAACCAGCCAGGGCAUUGUAGCUCAUAAGGUCACAGAAGAAGAGAACAGACUUGGGGUAGGAACUCCAUUUCCGGGAAUCACUCCUAGGGCUCUCAAUAAUUCAGAUCUGUAUGCGGUCGAGAAGGAAUUGUUUCUGGGGUCAAAAUGUGAAGUUCAAGACUCUCCAAAGCCAUGGCAGUUCUGGAUGGUGAUGCUCAAGAGCGGCAACUUGGAUACCACCGCGGCAUUGUGCCCGGAGAAUGGGAGACCCAUCGGCCCUUUCAAGCAGACUCCCAGGUUUCCUUGCUUCGGCAAAGGCUGCAUGAACCAGCCGGCGUUCUAUCACGAGCAGACCCGAUUCGUCGAUGGCACGACGAACUUGAGAGGGAGCUUCAAUGGCAGCUACGAAUCGGGCGCAGAUCUCGGGAAGGAUGGAGUUGGCAGCAGCAACUCAUUGUAUGAGGUGGUUUGGGAGAAGAAGGCAGGGGCCGGGAGUUGGGUGUUCAGUCACAGGCUGAAGACGUCGGAAAGGUAUCCAUGGUUGAUGUUAUAUCUCCGAGCUGAUGCCGCCGCAGGCUUUUCCGGCGGUUACCAUUAUGAGACCAGAGGCAUGUUGAAGACUCUUCCAGAGUCACCCAACUUCAAGGUUCGUCUCACACUUGAUGUGAAACAAGGAGGAGGGACCAAAAGCCAGUUUUACUUGAUGGACAUAGGGAGCUGCUGGAAGAACGAUGGUUCCCCAUGCGAUGGAGAUGUUCUUACUGAUGUAACCAGAUACAGUGAGAUGAUAAUCAACCCUCAAACACCAGCAUGGUGCAGCCCUACAAAUUUGGCAGCCUGUCCGCCGUUCCACAUCACUCCAAACAACAAUAAGAUUCACAGAAACGACACUGCAAAUUUUCCUUACUCUGCUUACCACUAUUACUGUGGCCCUGGGACUGCAAGGUACAUGGAGAAGCCUUUCAGCACCUGUGAUCCUUACAGCAAUCCUCAAGCGCAGGAAUUGGUCCAGCUAUUGCCCCAUCCCGUUUGGGCUGAAUAUGGCUAUCCUUCGAAGAAAGGAGAAGGAUGGGUUGGGGACCCAAGGACAUGGGAGUUGGAUGUUGGUGGACUCUCCAGCAGGCUCUACUUUUAUCAGGACCCAGGAACUCCGGCAGCCAGAAGAAUUUGGACGUCCCUGGAUGUGGGAACCGAAAUAUUCAUCAGCGACCAAGAUGAGAUAGCAGAAUGGACUCUUACUGAUUUUGAUGUCCUCAUACCUUCCCCUCCUGCUCAUUUAAAUGUAUUCUAGUUCUUGCCAUUCUACUAGACAUUAGAAGGAAAUGGCUCCUUAGCUUGUACCCCUGUGAUCAACAGAAUUUGGAAAAAGUGCCCUAAUCAGGUGAAAAUUUUAUAAUCUUUCUAACCAUUUAUGUCAUUUAUAAACUAA
This is a messenger RNA of Nymphaea colorata (pocket water lily), 1748 nucleotides long. RefSeq lists its product as uncharacterized. NCBI's taxonomy places the organism in Eukaryota, Viridiplantae, Streptophyta, Magnoliopsida, Nymphaeales, Nymphaeaceae. Bases 120 to 1610 code for a protein of 496 amino acids. The transcript has 4 exons. The record is from RefSeq and is a predicted model, not a curated record.